CUGGCGCCAAACAGAACCUUGAAGGUCCCGGCUCCAUGGCACAGCGGCGGUUGGCUGAGGCCUUGCAGCUUUCGCGUGACCUGGUGAUUGUGGAGUGCUGCCAGGACCCGGCCGAGUGGCUGGAGGAGGGGUCUUGCUCCCCCACUAGCCUGGCUGCGCCACACCGAGUCCCCCUCCGCAGAGACAGCCACGGGAUCUACAGCCUCUGCUUUGCCCCUGAUGGGGGGCAGCUGGCCGCCGGUUUUGGAAAUGGUUCCGUGCAGCUGGUGGACACGAUGACGGGCUUGCCGGGCCCCUCCUUCUUCCCGGGGCACCACGUGCGCCAUGCCAUCACGGCCGUGCGCUUCCAUCGGCUGAAGCCAGAGCUGCUGCUGGCUGCCGGAGCAGAUGGCACGAUCUCUGUCUACAGCUCGCCAUCUCCACACCCCGUGGCUUCCUUGACGGAAAAGGCGAAUGAGAUCAAUGCCCUGGACGUCUGCCGGGACGGCAGUGCUUUUGCUACCGCAGGCAAAGACCGACACAUCCGGCUGUACGACAGCCACACCCACCAGCUCUUCCACGUCAUGGAAGCCCCCGACUUCAUGGCCGGGGACGAGUUCACGCCCCACAGUGGCCAUUCCCGGCGGAUCUUUGCCUUGUGCUUCCACCCCACGGAACUGCAUCUCUUCCUGACAGGGGGCUGGGACAACUCUGUCAAAGUGUGGGACAAACGCGUGAACAAGGGGGCGCAAGGCAUGCUCAAUGGCCCUCACAUCUGUGGCCCGGGCAUUGACGUCAAGGGAAAUCAGGUCCUGACAGGUUCAUGGGUCCCCCGCAACGCCCUCCAGCUGUGGGACUUGCGCAAGACUCGGCUGUGGCAGAACCUGCCCUUUCCCGGGAGCCCUACCCAGGGGGAAUUCCUGUACUCGGCCCGCUUCUGCGCAGGGAAUGUGGUGAUAGCGGGUGGCAGCGGCACCUGUGGAGCCAGCCUUCUGCAUGUCGGCACAGGUCAGGUGGUCGGGGAGAUCCACCUGCCCAACAAGCCUGCCCACGUGGUGGCGUCAGCACCUGGAGGACAGUUGGUGGCUGUGGCUGGCGCAGGAGGAAACCUGCACUUUGCGGAGCUGAACUGAACCGAGGCCUCCGGUCAGAGAACGGGGCAGCUCGGCGGAGGGCGGGGUGGGUGUGAGCAG
Gekko japonicus is the source of this 1172-nucleotide messenger RNA. Its product is annotated as POC1 centriolar protein homolog A-like. Bases 36 to 1112 code for a protein of 358 amino acids. Gene Ontology annotation, molecular function: protein binding. Lineage: Eukaryota; Metazoa; Chordata; Lepidosauria; Squamata; Gekkonidae. The record is from RefSeq and is a predicted model, not a curated record. The transcript is spliced from 8 exons.